AUGUUGAAAGACUAUAAUACAACAUUAGUCUAUGAAUCCUGCAUCAACAAGACGAUAAAAACACUUUCACAAGAUUACUCAAUAAAUAAAAUAUGGGAAUCAAUUAAAGAAUCUACACGUAAUGCAGCUUAUAAAACCUUGAGAAAAAUACAAUGGUACCAAAAAAUGAGAAAACAUAAACAACUUAAAAAUAAAAUAAACAGAGAUACAAAAGAAGCAAGGGGAAAAUUGCUUGAAGAUAGAUGUAAGAAAGUAGAGUUAAUAAAUCUUUUAUAAAUAAAAGGAAUCAAAAUGGAUCAGGCGUUCAACACAAUAAAGACAUUUUUCAGUAGAAAGAAAAAAAGCUAACACUAAAAUAAGAUGCAUAAAUGGAAAUCUACUAUUAGACAACGAAGACGUUGUUUGUAGAUGGUCACAAUAUAUUGAAAUCCUAUACCAGGGCAACGAAAUAAAAUGUCCAAAUAAUACAAAUAACCCAGAUAUAAAAAGUGCGACAAUUCUAAGGGAAUAAUUCAAUCAAGUUCUUAAGACAAUGAAAACUAGAAAAGUUGGAACUUUUUCCUUUUUUAAAGGAACUAAAAAGGCGAUCUUGAGCUUAAGAUUAUUAAUUAAAAAGCAAUUAGAAUUUAACAAAGAUAUUUUCAUCGCAUUUAUUGGCUUAGAAAAGGCAUUUGACACAGCUCUCUGGGCAGAUUUGUUUAAAACCUUAAAGGAAGUAGACGUUGAUUAUAAAGAUAUACGGAUAAUAAGCCACAUUUAUAAAGAAAAAUCAGCAAUAAUCCCAGUGUUAGACAAAUCUGAAACCGCUAAAACAAGAAAAGGUGUAAGGCAAGAACGCUCACUGUCACCAAUAUUAUUCAUUAUUUAUAUAGGACAAUAUAUCAACGAAAUUAAAGAAACACAAAAUUGGUUUGAUAAUAGAAGGAGAAUUGAUUUCUAA
Molecule: messenger RNA, 940 nt
Organism: Cinara cedri
Lineage: Eukaryota; Metazoa; Arthropoda; Insecta; Hemiptera; Aphididae
Source: the annotation of a GenBank genome assembly